AUGCGAUUGUCGACUUUCAUUAUACUGCUGCUUGCACUUUUCGGGUGCGUGCCUAAUGCUUCCUGCACUUCACAGUAUUAUAAAAACUCAGAAAUCAUGUAUACAGAGGACUUGGCCGGAGAGGGCCCGUCCUCCUCUCAUCCAGAAACGCAAGCCUACAAUAUAAUGCCAAACGAAAACCCAAAAAACCUAUCGAGUUUUAAUUUGUCGGCUUCUGAUGCGACCGAACAACCCCAAAACACGCAGAAAUGCUCUUGCUGUACAUUCAAACUGUGCUUUUUCCUUUGCUGCUUCUGCCUGGUGUUCGUUGCCGGGGCCAUGUAUCUUGUGUGCUACAAGUAUUUCUCUUAA
Molecule: messenger RNA, 351 nt
Organism: Nematocida major
Lineage: Eukaryota; Fungi; Microsporidia
Exons: 1
Coding region: 1-351 (116 amino acids)
Source: RefSeq, a predicted model, not a curated record